CCAUUAACAAUGAUGAUGAUGCCAGAACGACGACGGACACCCAGGUCACCGACAACGCAGAAGCCAACGGAACCGAUACCGAACGACAACUUAUAUUGAAGUGUCAGGCAUACUCGUUUGCUCGUUAACGUCCACUAUAAUUAGUUCUUUCAAUAAAGAGAUAUACGGAAAGGUGAACGAGAGGGGGGAGAGAGAGAGAGAGAGAGAGAGAGAGAGAGAAGAAAAAGAAGAAGGAGGAAGCACUGAAACAGAAGGAAGGUUCAAAGGAAAGUAAAGAAACUUUCAGAAUCGAAAAGUUAUCUUCUAGUCCCAAGUGUCAAUUAAAGGGAGAACCAAAGGACAUCGGAAGAAGGAGGUGGACACGAAACUCAAAACGAAACUUUAGCUGUCUCUAUUAAAUUUAAAUUAAUUCGUAAAGAAGUAACGUCGAUCGAUUUCUCCAAAAGGCUAACGACGUCGGUCCGUUGCGAACAAGAUUUCGUCGGAGAUUCCUCGUUUUUCGGUGUGUUACUACCUCGUUACAACUAUUUGUGGCUUUUCUUCACGGAGAAACUUACAGUUGAAGUUUUAAACGAAAUUUUCAUGUUAUGACUCACGUAUAUCUUCGCUAGGGUGCGAAUCUUCUGUGAAAGAUGAUCUUUUCUUAAUAGGAAACGAAAAUAACAAUUUUGUUUGCUUUUAUCAGUCUGAACUUUUUCCUUUGACUUCAGAAUUAACUACAAAGGAAAGAUUCAAGGAAAAUCUUUAAGUUUCAAUUUUAAAUAACAAAUAGAUUUUUGAAUUUGAAAGGAAAAUUCCAUCCCAGUGAAUUACCCAAUAAAUCAUUUUGCAACAUAUAAAUUUGAUUCUUAAUAGAAAAUUGAUUUGGUGUUAAAUUUGUUUGCAAUUACUUUUCAGUGCUGUGCCAUUACGUAAUAUAAAUAUGUGUGUGCGUAUAUGUGAUAUCUAACGUCAAAGAAAUUAAUCGUUGGCUCAUUGUGAAAGGAAUUGAGUAAUUCGCAUAGUGUGACAUCCAAAACUAUGUCUGUCAAUGACAUGACUUGACCUUCUAUCUAUAUUUCUAUGUGGAAAUAUUUAUUAACGAUCGAAAGAUAUUCUUGCAUUUCCCAUGGAUCGACUCGGUGUACCGGUACACCGUAGAGGAGCGAACAAUGGGUAUGAGAAGAACAGAAGCUAAGUAGCAGGCUGUGUAGGUACGGGAACAGAGAGAGAGAGAGAGGACGUAACAAGGAAAGAAAAAUAUAAGAAACAGAGGGUCGCGAGGACGGAGAAGGAGACGGGCGAAGAAAAAGGAGAGAAGGAGGAAGGAAGAGUGACGGGAAGGAAAGAGGACAAAAAGUUGAAGGAGAGGAAGAAGGAAGAAAUUAGCGAAAACAAGCGCAAAUAUACAUCGAAAAUAUGAGGACGAGUAGAACUUUCGAUGCUACGUGGAGGCUAACGUGGUUCGUCUGCCUCCUGGCUAGCAGUUUGGCGCAAACAUUACCAAUGUGUCCAGAUCAACGCGAGAUCUUACCCUGUUUUUGUACCAUGAAAAAGGCUGGCUUGGAUAUCGUAUGUGAACAAACCGAAUUAUCGCAUAUCUCGAAAGCCAUGAAUGCUAUAAAAGGAAGGCCAAAUACUGUCAUUUUCUAUUUGAGACUGAGGCACAAUAAUUUACCGAAGCUCCAAGGUUACAUGUUUCUUGGACUGGAUAUACGUCACCUAAGUAUUCACAAUAGCACUCUGGCUGCGGUUGAGGAAUCCUCUUUGAACUCGAUCGGAAACAAAUUGACACAAUUGGACUUUUCGCAGAAUUAUUUAGCAAGCGUUCCAUCGAAUGCGUUAAGAAAUCUCCAUCAUCUCCUUAUUUUAAAUCUGAAUCACAAUAAGAUAAAUGGCCUUCAUGCCAAAGCUUUCGAAGGCCUCGACACGCUUGAAAUUCUCACUCUCUACGAAAAUGAGAUAUCCACGAUAGAAGCAGACGCAUUCAAGGGACUCGAUAAUCGAAAAUUAAAACGUCUCAAUCUGGGAGGGAAUGAAUUAACGAGCAUACCAACAUCUGCUCUCUCCACGUUGGAUAUGUUGAAGAAACUGGAGAUGCAAGAGAAUAGAAUACAAUCAAUCAAGGAAGGAGAUUUCGAAGGAUUGAAAAGUUUGGAUUCGUUAGGAUUGGCGCACAAUCGUAUUCGCACUGUACCGGCUCGUGCAUUUUUCCAUUUGGCGCAAUUAAAUUCUUUGGAGCUCGACGGAAAUGAAAUCAUUCAUGUCGAUCCAGAUGCAUUUAUCGGCCUUGAAGAGAAUCUACAAUAUUUACGGUUAGGAGAUAACAAUCUGCACGCGGUACCGAGCGAUGCGCUGAGACGACUCCAUCGUUUGCGUCAUCUUGAUUUAAGAGCCAACAAUAUAACCGUGCUCCCGGAGGACGCUUUCACCGGUUACGGAGACUCGAUAUCUUUUCUUAAUCUACAAAAAAAUUUAAUCAAGGAACUACCACCAUUGGUCUUUGAAAAUUUGAAUUCCUUGGAAACGCUCAACUUGCAGAACAAUAAACUUAGCCACAUACCAGAGGAAGUAACAGAAACGAUCGUCGAUACGUUGCGACAUAUCGACAUAACGGACAACCCAUUGGUUUGCGAUUGUGAGCUACGUUGGUAUCCAGCUUGGCUUCAAAAUCUUCGCGACAAGGACGACGAGAUUAUGUCGAAGAAACGUACGGUUUGUAUGAUGUCGUCCGAGCAUCGAGAAUACUCUGUGCAAAAUAUACCGUUAGAAAAAAUGGGCUGCGUCAAUAGCAUAGAGAGGGUGCCGUCGAACGGAAUUUCCGUUUACCGAGGCGUCUGUUUCGCUUAUUUCUUUGCAUUCGUUUUCAUCGGCUUGUAAACGUUUCAUCUUUAUCGUCGUCCCCAUUGUCAUCUUUUCAUUAUAAUCUUUUCCUUCUUAUAUUUUAUUGCUCAUUUUAUUUUUCUCUUCCUCGCGAGACAACGUCCUCGUCACGAGAAAAUACGCGAUCUCAACGAGAAUUUUUUCAAAUUGUGUCAGCAACACGCUUUCGUUAAUUUAUCUAGCGUGCUAAUUAUUCCUUGAUUUAACAUCUUUUUAAUGAUAAAUUGAGAUCUCGUUCCGAUCGGACAGAGACAUCGAAUAUGCUCUAUGAAGGAUAGUAAUGUUUGACAAAGUAUAUGAAACACAAGACAUCGCUAAAAAGUUUCUCGUUUUCUAAGAGUAAUCAUUAUACUUUCGAACGAGGUAUUCUCGAAGUAACUGCGACAAUCGAUAGCUCUACGACGACUAGAAUAUUUCUCUUAGUCGAUUAGCUCUUCUGAGUACGUUUCUACGUUGCGGUAUUUGACCAAGAAAUAAAGUUUCGUUCACAGAAGAAAGAGGCUAAGAAGAGAGCGGCGUGAAUUAGAAUGCGAAUCGUUCAAUAAUCUCAUCGUCGUAGUGUUCAUUUCAUUUGAUCGACAUAAAUGAUCGAAGAAUCGUUUCUCAUGUAAUCGUUGUAUUCGCAAGGAAAGGAGAGGAAAGGAAUUACGACGAAAGAGAAAAGAAAAAUUCCGUCGAUCUCACGGAAGCGUGUCUCGUUUUCUACGGGCGCAUGAGCUUUCAUCACUGAAACGUUACAUAUCAAUAUCGUUGCCAAGCAUUUUGUGAAUAUUCGUUAAGAUCGCACAAGCGAGAGGAGAUUAAUGUAAUUGUUGAAGAAGAAAAAAAACAAAAAAGAAAGGUCCCUCUAAGAAAAAUAAAGUAAAAAAGGAUAUAAUUAAUUAAUAAUACUAAUACUAAUAAUAAUUAAUAAUAAUAGUAAUAAUAGUAAUAAUAAUAAUAAUAAUAAUAAUAAUAAUAAUAAUAAUAAUAAUAAUAAUAAUAAUAAUGGUAACAACAACAACAACAACAACAACAAUAAUAAUAAUAUCAACAACAACAACAACAGUCAUUUACAUAAACAUAUCAACGCUUUUCUGACGAAACAAUCUCAAUGAUACUUGUGACAUUUUAAUUAUUCGCACAUCAUGAACUCUUUCACAUUUAUUAUAGAAAUAAUUUGAGUGUGAAUACCGACGAAAUCAAUUUUUUACGAAAAUGAAUUCCAAUAUAAUUUAUCCAGCAAUACGAAAUUGUUGGAGUAUAGCCGUCGAUAUGGUAAUUAAAUUACAUUGAAUUCUCUCAGGUCAAACCGCGCAAAGAACGGACUAUUACAAUAGCUAACAAUAUCUUCAAUCGAUUCAGAUCGUUAAUUCUCUCGGCUAUCUCGUGCAAAAGCCCAUGUAGCCGUUGAAAUGACAUAACAACUGUUGAUGACUCCUAAUACACCGUACAGGAAGCCGACACUUGUCAAAGCCAGUAGAGUACAAACGCGGUUAUUCAAAGAUCUCGUUGCUCCUAUUUCGUGACUUUACAAAUCUAAAUGCUGAUACUGAUGUGCGCACUAAAAUUAUUAUUACCAAUGACCAUUAUACCAACGUACGUAUGCGCAUAGGGUGACUCUUCCCACUGAUUUUGCUUUUCGUUGAAAUAUUAUUUUUAAAAUUACUAACUAUGUGUUCCCCAUUCAUCGGCGUAAUUAUUAUUUGUAAGGAUUUGUAUCCAUGCGAGGCAACACUGGGUAUAAUUAUUACUAACUAUUAGUUAAUAGUGGGUAUAAUUAUUAUUAACUAUUCGUAUCGUCAUCUAUCAUGAUCGUUCUCUGUAAUAUCAACCUUCAUAUUCGAUUAUACGAAAUUACAAGUUAAAAAUUACCAAUAAAAAAUAAUUGUUAAAGUUAAUGACGAACAUAUCUUGUAACGAGAUCUUGCUGCACGUAAAACAUGUCAUCGAUAUCGAAGAGAUGUUCACGUGAAGGGUAACGUUGCAAAAGCACUAAGAAAGUAAAAUAUGUUUUACAAUUUGAUAAUAAAUAAAUAAAUUAAUUAAUUAAUUAAUUAUAUAAAUAUAAUAUAUAGAUAAAGAUUAAUAUACUGUAAUUACUUUUUUUAUAUUAUUAUAAUGUAUUAUUAUUUUUUUAUAUUUUCUUCGCUUUAUACCAAAGUGCCCAGUUUUUUACGGCAUUUGUAAUUAUUAUUAUUAUUACUAUUAUUAUUAUUAUUAUUAUUAUUAUUAUUAUUAUUAUUAUUGUUAUUGUUAUUAUUGCAUUUAUUAUUAUAUUAUUAUUAUAUAGAAGUAUAUAUCGAAAUUAAACUAGAUAUAACAAUGUGAUUUUGUCACCGGCAACUCUCUUUUAUUUGAUUCGAUGUUUUUAUUAGACGACAGUGAAAAAAAUAAAAAGUUAUGGUUUUGUUUUUCUUGUUACAUAACUAAUCAUCUAUAAUAAAUAAUCAUCUAUCGUUAUCUUUUCUUUCUUUCUUUUUUGUUUUUGUACCAACUCAAUGUUUAAUGCAUACAACUUUUACAUUUUCGAAAAGAUAACUAAAAGUAAGAACAUAUAAUAUUGAUAUAUAAUUUAUCGCUGAACAAAAGACAAUAAUUUCUGUAGAAUUUUUCUUUUUCUCCAUCGAUAGAGGGUUAAAGGUGCACAGAAAUAUCACAACACACACACACAUAUCAUUUAUACGCCCAAAGUUUAGAUCGUAAGAUAAUAAUUAAUCGAAGUUGAAUUUAAAGACUUCGAAGCUUAUAAACACUAAAGAUCGUAUACAUAUCGUGACUGUAUGAGAUUUCAAAGGAUUUAUUUGUUAAUAUAUAUAAAUAUAUGUGCUAUAUACAUACACAUAUUACCAUUAAAGAUAUAUAUAUAUAUAUAUACAUAUAUAGUAUAUACACAUUUUGCAUAUGCAUAUUAGGUGUUUUUUUUUCAACGACGCAUUAAGCAGAAAAUACCAAGCCGUUGCACGCACUUUACCUAAGCCUCGAUCUUUUUCUUCUUCUUUCUUUUUCAAUAAUUCCUUUUAAAUUUUUCGUCUUUUCCGUAUAGAUUAUCAGUCGAUCUUUAAUGAUCAAAGUAUUCUAAAACUUCAUCCCAAAUAAAAAAAAGAAUUUUUAUUGUAUAAUAUAAUAAUUAUAAAUUGAUACGCUGAAUAUGAUGAUUCUCUAAAGGCCCUAUGUAAUAACAUUGAGAAUCCGUAUAAGGCAUAUCCGAAGAUUUACAAAGACACAUGAAACUCAUGCAAUUUACGUGUGGACGAAAGAGAAUAUUUCGGUGGAUAUCGUCUGCAACGUAAAUCUGUCGUACUUAUUAAAAACUAUGGAGGAAUUAGGUCGGAUACAUUCUUUUUAAGGUACGCAAUAUAUCGUACCUAAGCCCUAUGCUCGGCAGUUAUGUGUAACGGCGUGGUAAAAAAUAAGUAGCAACUAGGAGAAUAUAAAAGGAUGCAAAAGAAAAAUAUUAGUGAUAUUAGUACAGUAGCACUUGUUACAAAGGGUCAGAAGUCUAGUCUGCGAAUUUUAACUUUAAAAUCAUAGAAAGAAUAAAAGUUUAUGCGAAACUUCCAUUAAGCUAUUGAUAAUUCUUCAUUUUUGUAUCUUUCUUAUUUUUAAUGUUAUUAUUCAUGGUUUGUAAACUUCUUUAAAUAUAUUGUCCACUUGUAAGGAUCGUCAUUCUUUAGGUGUAUCGAUUUAAGCGAGUGAAGCGUUUAUCAACGUAUAGACUCGAAUCUUCAUAAAAAUAAAAAAAUAAAAGCAAAAACAGACGUUUCAAUUGUCCCCUUGUCUACAAUUAUUAGAAACGGAAAAUAAAUACAUUCUAAAAUAGAUAAAUAUUAAAGCUUUAAUGAUCGGCCAUUACGACCUCGACAUCUGACCCGGAAGUUACUGUAGGAAAUGUACCUAUUGUAGAAUUUAUUAAUCAUGUAGAGAGAAAAAAAGAGAUUAACAAAAAAAAAAAAAAAGAAUGAAAGGGAAAGACCCUCGUGUGCGUUUUAAUCGGCGUAACGGUGGGAAAAACCCGAAAGAACCAUGUCAAGACAUAUCUUUCAAACGUGCCGCCGUCAUUCUCGUCGGGCGCGUCAAUUAAUAUUAUUAUAAACUAAUUAUUAUAAACGGUAUUUUUGUACAGUGUCUUACAGCGAGUCGGACGACGCGGUCGGCGCGGUCGACGCACUCGACGAGAUCGUCCGCAUAACGUCCUUAAAUUUUAUCGCAAUCCUAGCGCGUAAUAUUCCAAGAAAAGGAAAAAAAAGAAAAAUGAAAAAGAUGCAUGGAUAAAAACAAAAGCAAAUUGUAUAAGUAAUGAAGAAAACAACGAGAAUAAAGUCGAAGUAAGAAGAAAAUUUCUUGGAAAGAAUAUUAUACACAAAAGAAACAUCCUCUUUUAACCAUUUCACCAAUUAUUCGAAUCUUUCGUGUAUAAGUGAAGAAUAUACGGAACUUAAUAUGCUACGAAAAAAUUGUUCGAGUAAAACUAGAUUAAAAACUAUGUAUGAUUAUUAUAUUCUGUGCUCUUCUAAGAUAUUAUUACUUCGCUUUUUUCACGUGUGCAAGACAAAAGAAUCGAGAGAGAGAGAGAGAGAGAGAGAGAGAGAGAGAGAGAGAGAGAGAGAGAGAAUCUCAUAUAUGUACAUUUUCUAUAUUAAGCAUAACAUAUAUGUAUAUUGUAUACACAGAAAGACACCUACGCAAGUAUUACACAAUAUACAUGCAACAUUACAAGACAAUGGAUAUCUCUUGUAUCUACAUCUUAUGUGUUUCUCUUUUAUUAAAAUAUACACAUAGCUAUAUUAUAUAUAUAUAUAUAUAUAUAUAUAUAUAUAUAUAUAUAUAUCUGUGAAUUUAGUGAAUAUAAAUUAUAUAUAAGUAAGCAUAAAUAAAACGUAUAAGGCUAUGAUUCACACAAUCACACGAGCAUGAGUUUGCGUGAGUGUAUGGAAAUGUAUUAUGAAACCUACACGCAUGCAUAUACAUACGUGUAUUUUAAUAGAUAAAAUAAUAAAUUCUUUAUUCAUAAAUACACAGGAAAGAAACAUAUCUAAGAAUGUCACAAAUAUACACAGACACACCUUUAUGCCUAAAGAAGCUAUAUCGAUGUUACAUAUAUGUAUAUAUACAUACAUGUUUAUGUAUAUAUAUAUAUAUAAAUAUAAAUGCAUAUGUUAUGUGUAUAUUAUACAAAACCAUACCCCAUAUAUACGAAAUUUCGUCUAUAUGUCUAUACAAAAAUGUCCUAUAUAUAUAUAUAUAUAUAUGUGCGUAUGUGUGUGUAUAUAUAUAUAUACGCAUAAUACAUACAUAUAAACACACACAUAUAUAUAUAUAUAUUCAUUAUUGAGGAUAAAUUGCUACGUGAUAUAGUAUUUACAAAAGAUUUUUUCUCCUCGUAAAUAUUCCCAAAAUACCUACUUCGAAUUCCAAUCUACGUGUCAUUGUUUAUUAUGUCGUUAACGAUUAACUGUGUACAUGUGAGAACUUUCAAAUGAAAUAAAAAGUAUAUAAGCCAGAAUAA
This is a messenger RNA of Vespa crabro (European hornet), 8350 nucleotides long. Its product is annotated as chondroadherin-like protein. The record is from RefSeq and is a predicted model, not a curated record. Lineage: Eukaryota; Metazoa; Arthropoda; Insecta; Hymenoptera; Vespidae. The transcript has 8 exons. Gene Ontology annotation, molecular function: protein binding. The coding region runs from base 1399 to 2859 and encodes 486 amino acids.